Molecule: messenger RNA, 2347 nt
Organism: Spea bombifrons (plains spadefoot toad)
Lineage: Eukaryota; Metazoa; Chordata; Amphibia; Anura; Pelobatidae
Gene: IMPDH2
Product: inosine monophosphate dehydrogenase 2
Exons: 15
Coding region: 144-1760 (538 amino acids)
Biological process (GO): GTP biosynthetic process
Cellular component (GO): cytoplasm
Molecular function (GO): IMP dehydrogenase activity
Source: RefSeq, a predicted model, not a curated record
GGAGGUUUGGCCUCUUGUCGGGGAAGGCUCGGAUCCGGCAGGGGUGGGAGGAAGCUGACACUCGUGCUUUCUGAUCAGGCGCCUUCCUCCUGCUCCCUGCCCGCUCACCUCGUGCAACCGGCUUCCUUAUAAAGCGUUCCCCAAUGGCAGAUUACCUGAUCAGCGGGGGGACCGGCUAUGUCCCUGAUGAUGGUCUUACAGCUCAGCAGCUCUUCGGAGCCGGCGAAGGACUCACCUACAAUGACUUCCUCAUUCUCCCCGGGUACAUAGACUUCACGGCAGAUCAAGUGGACCUCACCUCUGCGCUCACCAAGAAGAUAACCUUAAAGACCCCGUUAGUGUCCUCCCCGAUGGAUACUGUAUCAGAAGCUAAUAUGGCCAUUGCAAUGGCGCUUACAGGUGGUAUCGGUGUUAUUCAUCAUAACUGCACUCCGGAAUUUCAAGCAAAUGAAGUUCGGAAAGUGAAGAAAUACGAGCAGGGAUUCAUCACAGACCCGGUGGUCUUAAGUCCUAAACACAGAGUCCGAGAUGUGUUUGAGGCCAAAGCCCGUCAUGGCUUCUGUGGGAUCCCCAUCACAGACAAUGGGAAGAUGGGGAGCAAGCUGGCAGGAAUCAUUUCAUCCAGAGACAUCGAUUUCUUAACAGCCGAGGAACACGACCAGCUGCUUAGCGAAAUCAUGACCAGACGGGAGGAUCUUGUUGUAGCUCCAGCUGGGGUCACGUUGAAAGAAGCCAAUGAAAUUUUGCAGAGGAGUAAAAAAGGCAAGUUACCCAUCGUUAAUGAGAACGACGAGCUGGUAGCAAUUAUCGCUCGCACCGAUUUGAAGAAAAACAGGGAUUAUCCGCUCGCCUCUAAGGACGCCAAGAAGCAGCUGCUGUGUGGGGCAGCCAUCGGCACCCACGAAGAUGACAAGUACCGUCUGGACCUCCUGGUGCAGUCCGGCGUGGAUGCCGUCGUUCUCGAUUCUUCUCAAGGAAACUCCAUUUUCCAGAUAGACAUGAUAAAGUACAUCAAAGAGAAGUACGCCGAUCUGCAGGUCAUUGCCGGAAAUGUGGUGACGGCCGCGCAAGCAAAGAACCUGAUCGACGCAGGCGCCGACGCCUUGAGAGUGGGGAUGGGGAGCGGCUCGAUCUGCAUAACGCAGGAAGCGGCACCCAUGAUUCCUCCAGACCUAAAGUCUCACAGCCCCAAAUGCCCUUCUAAUGUGACGGGCAGUUAUAUGCUGGCAUGUGGCAGACCUCAGGCUACGGCCGUCUACAAAGUCUCGGAGUACGCCAGAAGAUUUGGUGUUCCUGUGAUAGCAGAUGGGGGAAUUCAGUCUGUUGGACACAUUGCAAAAGCCCUGGCCCUCGGUGCCUCCACAGUCAUGAUGGGUUCCCUGCUGGCUGCCACCUCUGAAGCCCCAGGCGAAUACUUCUUCUCCGACGGCAUCCGACUAAAGAAAUACCGCGGCAUGGGAUCUCUGGACGCCAUGGACAAAAACGUGAGCAGCCAAAAGAGAUAUUUCAGCGAGGCCGAUAAAAUCAAAGUAGCCCAAGGUGUGUCCGGUGCUGUGCAGGACAAGGGAUCCAUCCACAAGUUUAUUCCUUAUUUAAUUGCUGGAAUCCAGCAUUCCUGCCAGGAUAUCGGCUCCAAAAGCUUAACUCAAGUCAGGGCGAUGAUGUAUUCUGGUGAACUUAAAUUUGAAAAGAGGACGAUGUCCGCGCAGGUGGAAGGCGGGGUGCAUGGGCUCCAUUCGUAUGAGAAAAGACUGUUUUAGCGAGCCUGAACAUUCCCGUUGCUUCAUCACCCAUCACCUUACAGCAGAGAACGUUCCUCUCCGACCUCAACACGCGUGUCCAGGAGCUACAGUUACAGCAGCCUUCUUACAUCUCGCAGGGGCGCUUACCAUAUAAAUACCCAUAAUCACUACUGCAUGAGAGGUUUACACCAGGUACUGGUUUUAUUGAACGCAAAGCUACAGGGUAGAUCUAGAAACCGAUAAAAAAAAAAAACGGAUGUAAUAAGUGCUGCGCCCCAGAUGCUAAAACCUGCGACCAUCAUCACAUAUCCAAAACACUUCAAACAACUAUGCUGUUCUGAUAAGAGGAACCCCUAAACCUGCGUACCCGGAUCAGAACACCAUAUCUACUAAAUGCGUAGCUUUUUACAGCAUUGUAAUUCAGUGCCUGAUUUAUUGGGUUGUGAAUCGUGUGCUACUCUUACAGAGGGUGGGGGGUGGUGGCUGAACAGUUUAGGUUAUAAGUGUUCUUUUCAAAAACAAUGACUACUGUGUGUUUCAUUAUUACGCUGUUUUUUAUAUGUAAGAUGGUAUGACACCCGUCAAUAAAAAAUAUCUGCAAGUUA